This is a messenger RNA of Arachis ipaensis, 2083 nucleotides long. RefSeq names its product isoprene synthase, chloroplastic. Gene Ontology annotation, molecular function: magnesium ion binding; terpene synthase activity. Lineage: Eukaryota; Viridiplantae; Streptophyta; Magnoliopsida; Fabales; Fabaceae. Gene Ontology annotation, biological process: diterpenoid biosynthetic process. The record is from RefSeq and is a predicted model, not a curated record.
UAACGGAAUCACAUUUUUAGGCAGCUAGCAAGAGGUGUUAGAGCGAGUAGUAAUUAAUUUGUAACAUACCACGUUAUUAUUAUUGUGCCAUAACAUAUUAAUCAAUUUUAAUUAUCAUAUAAUAAGAAUAGGAUCAUGGCUGGAACACAACAAUUCUCUUCGGCCACACUAACAGCUAGUGCCAGUGCUAGCUAUAGGCUUCCCUUAAUUAGGAACUUUCCUCAAAGAAGCACCUUUCUUGGCAAUCCAAAUAAUAAGCCUUUGCCACUCACUGCUACUUGUGCUGUUAGCACCACCCAGGAUGCUCAAUUCACUGAAAACAAUACUAGACGUUCUGCCAAUUACCAACCCAACCUUUGGAACUUUGAAUUUCUACAGUCGGUCGAAAAUGACCUUCAGGUAGAGAGAUUGGAAGAGAGGGCAAGAAAGCUAGAAGAGGAGGUGCGUGGGUUAAUGAAGAAGGUAGAGAUUGAACCCCUAAGCUUACUGGAAUUGAUGGACAACGUGGAGCGCUUGGGUUUGACCUACAAAUUUGAGGACGACAUUAAGAGUGCCCUUAACAACAGGAUCGUUCCAUUGUUACAUCAUCACACUAUAAACAAAUAUGGCUUGCAUGCCACUGCUCUCUCCUUCCGUUUCCUCAGACAGCAUGCCUUCCACGUCUCCCCUGAUGUGUUUGAGAGCUUUAAGGAGGAGGGAAAGUUCAAGAAGGAGAUUAGUGGGGAUGUGUUAGGGUUGCUGAAUCUAUACGAAGCUUCAUACCUUGGAUUCGAGGGUGAAACCAUUUUGGAUGAGGCAAGAGCAUUCUCAGCAACACAUCUCAAGAACUUGCUACAAACAAAUCAAGUUCAGAACAAAGUGGUGGCAGAAAAAGUGAGGCAUGCAUUGGAGCUUCCCUAUCACAGAAGAGUGCACAGGCUAGAGGCGCGGUGGUUCAUCGAAAGGUACGAGCAGAAGGAAGCCCACGACGGCGCGUUGCUGGAGCUGGCAAAGCUUGAUUUCAACAUGGUGCAAUCGGUGAUGAAGAAAGAGUUGCAAGAACUUUCAAGGUGGUGGAGAGAGAUUGGGCUGACAAGCAAGCUGGAUUUCGUUCGUGACAGGCUCAUGGAGGUUUACUUCUGGGCACUUGGAAUGGCCCCUCACCCUCAACUCACCGAGUGCCGCAAAGCCGUCACGAAAAUGUUCGGCCUCGUCACCAUCAUCGACGAUGUCUACGAUGUCUAUGGUACUCUCGACGAGCUGCAACUCUUCACCGACGCCGUUGACAGGUGGGAUGUGAAUGCGGUAGAAACACUUCCGGACUACAUGAAGUUGUGCUACUUAGCCCUAUACAACAGCGUGAAUGACACAGCUUACAGCACCCUUAGAGAAAAAGGCGAUAAUAGCCUUCCACAUCUAGCAAAAUCAUGGAGUGACUUGUGCAAAGCAUUCUUGCAAGAAGCAAAGUGGUCCAACAACAAGAUCAUUCCACCUUUCGAUGCCUACAUAAGGAAUGCAUCCGUUUCUUCAUCCGGCGGGGCAUUGCUUGCUCCUUGCUACUUUUCUGUCACCCAAGACAUCACAAGCCAGGCUAUUGACUCCAUAACCAACUACCAUGGCAUCGUUCGCUCCUCUUGCGCCAUUUUCAGGCUUUGCAACGAUCUCGCUACCUCCGCGGCGGAGCUCGAAAGAGGUGAAACGACAAACUCAAUCACGUCGUACAUGACUGAGAAUGGGACAACGGAGGAGGAAGCACGGGAGAGCCUUGGAAAAUUGAUCGACCAAGAGUGGAAGAAGAUGAACAGAGACGUAGUGUUGGAGUCUGCGUACCCGAAUGCCUUCAAAGAAAUAGCCAUCAACAUGGCUCGGGUUUCGCAUUGCACCUAUCAAUAUGGUGAUGGACUUGGAAGGCCUGAUGACACAGCAGAAAACAGAAUCAAGUUGUCGCUCAUCGACCCCAUUCCAAUUAAUUGAUUAUUAAUGCAAUGAUGGUCAUUUCACGAAAUGCAAAUAUUAUUUUUAGUAUAUUUGUAUUUUCCAUGUUGUAUAUCAUUAAUUAGCCAUUUCAAUGAAAUCAAAUUAUUGAGAAAUUUGCCAACAACCA